GGGCAAAAGACACACUCAGAGUUCAGCAGCUCUUCCGUCAGCAACCAGCGAUCCAAGCAAGCAAAACACCCACCGAAGCCAGUCACCAUGAAGUUCUUCGCUGUCCUCGUCCUCCUCUCCGCCAUGGUGGCCGUUGCAAUGGGAGCCACUGCUACUACUACUACUGGUACUGGAUCACCAACCAGCACUACGACCACUCCGUCGUCGCCUUCGACCACCACGUACACCUACACCACCACACCCACGUACACCACACCCUCGUACACCAGCACCACCACAACCACCGCGAAACCCUUCAAGCAGCAGCUCCUGUCCCUGCUGUUCAACAAGAAGAGCGGAUAAAGCCGCCGAUCCGAUCCACGCCGCCGCCUUCUGAAUCGAUCCGUAUCACCUGAAUAGCUCUAACAAAUACAAAACCAAAAACCAAAACAAA
Messenger RNA from Drosophila ficusphila, 433 nucleotides. Its product is annotated as salivary glue protein Sgs-3. The record is from RefSeq and is a predicted model, not a curated record. The transcript has a single exon. The coding region runs from base 88 to 342 and encodes 84 amino acids. NCBI's taxonomy places the organism in Eukaryota, Metazoa, Arthropoda, Insecta, Diptera, Drosophilidae.